Molecule: messenger RNA, 3046 nt
Organism: Durio zibethinus
Lineage: Eukaryota; Viridiplantae; Streptophyta; Magnoliopsida; Malvales; Malvaceae
Product: 12-oxophytodienoate reductase 3-like
Biological process (GO): jasmonic acid biosynthetic process; oxylipin biosynthetic process
Cellular component (GO): peroxisome
Molecular function (GO): 12-oxophytodienoate reductase activity; FMN binding
Source: RefSeq, a predicted model, not a curated record
UUUAUAUAGUAAGCAAGUUUGGGUUUUUACAAUAAAGUAAUAGAAAAAGGAGGAGUGGCCGUUUCUUUCUCAAUUAAAGUAUACCAUUAACAAGUUCAUCAUCAGAUCAGUUGGUAGAAAAAGUAACGAUGGUGGAAACUAAAUCUCAAGGAACCCCUACACUCUUUUCUCCUUACAAGAUGGGCAAAUUCAAUCUUUCUCACAGGGUGGUGCUGGCGCCCAUGACGAGAUGCAGGGCGUUGAAUGGAAUUCCAAGGCCGGCGCUUGCUGAAUAUUAUACGCAGAGGUCGACUCCUGGCGGUUUUCUCAUUACCGAAGGAACAUUGGUCUCCAACACUGCAGCAGGGUUUCCACAUGUUCCUGGGAUCUACAAUGAAGAACAGGUGGAGGCAUGGAAGAAGAUUGUGGAUGCUGUUCAUGCCAAAGGAAGCAUCAUUUUCUGUCAACUAUGGCAUGUUGGCCGUGCAUCUCAUUCGGUGUACCAACCUGGUGGAGGGGCACCAAUUUCAUCAACAAGCAAGCCCAUCUCAAAUAGGUGGAGAAUUCUUAUGCCAGAUGGGAGCUAUGGCAUAUACCCAAAACCUCGAGUUCUUGAAAUCUCAGAAAUACAAGAGGUUAUAGAGCACUACCGCAAGGCAGCAUUAAAUGCCAUUCGAGCAGGUUUUGAUGGAAUUGAGAUUCAUGGAGCACAUGGCUAUCUCAUUGACCAAUUCUUAAAAGAUGGGAUCAAUGAUCGCACGGAUGAGUACGGUGGAUCAUUGGGAAACCGAUGCAAAUUCUUAAUGCAAAUUGUUCAAGCAGUAGCUGCAGCCAUUGGUGCAGAUAGAGUUGCUGUCAGAAUUUCGCCUGCAAUUGAUCACCUUGAUGCAAUUGACUCUAAUCCACUCAACCUAGGCUUGGCAGUGGUUGAGAGACUUAACAAUCUCCAGCUACAAAUGGGGUCAAAACUUUCUUAUCUUCAUGUGACGCAGCCUCGUUAUCAUGCUUAUGGGCAAACAGAAUCAGGCAGACAUGGUAGUGAAGAGGAGGAAGCUUAUUUAAUGAGGACUCUAAAGAGGACUUAUCAGGGAACUUUCAUGUGUAGUGGAGGAUUCACUAGGGAGCUGGGAAUCCAAGCUGUGGCGGAGGGUGAUGCGGAUCUGGUAUCAUAUGGGCGUCUUUUCAUCUCAAAUCCUGACCUAGUUUUGAGGUUGAAGGUUAAUGUGCCAUUAAAUAGGUAUAACAGGAAGACAUUUUAUACUCAGGAUCCUGUUGUUGGAUACACAGACUAUCCCUUCCUGAGUAAAGACAAAGGUACCCAAGGACAGUCACGCCUUUGAUGUGAAAUCGCUAUUUUUUGUUUAAUCUCUAAUUUUCGGCACAUAAGUAGGUUAAAAUUAUGUAUGAAAGAUAAAAAUUCUGUUAUGAAACCUAUGCUUCUUUAUAUAUAAAUUAAUUUCUGAUUUAGCUGCAGCUAGUUUGUACAUACUUCUUAUCUAUCCUAUAACCUUUAACAGAUCCUUGGCUACCAUAUUUUAGCUGAGUUUCAAGUAAAGAAAUUCUAGGUGAGGCUUAAAAAACGGGUAACUACCUUGUUUAGAUCAAAGGAGUAAAUGUGUGGAUUAAGCAGGUUUCACGUUGGACUGUACAAGUCCUAAGUAUUGCUAGUUAGGAAAAAGAGACUCAAAAUGUUUCUGCAGCUUGGGGCUUCAGUUCAUUUGAGAUUUUCAUUGAACAAGGCAAGAGAAGACAACAAAAAUUACCACCAUGUAAGUGGCUAGGCCCGAUUGUCUAGGAUCAUAAGGUGAAAUCCCUCUUAUAAUAAGAAUCUGAGGAAUCAGAACGUCUGAACUCUGAAGGGUGGUAAGAACUAAGAAGCUCCCAAAGUGCCCAAAUACAUCACAGAGGUCAUUCUUUUGGUUUUUAGCCUUGUAGGUGUUGCAUUAGUGGCUAAACGAAUUGGCUGGCACUAGUGGGGACAGGAAGCAUGGGCAUCGGGGGAGACUGUUUCCUCUUUUUUUUUUUGUUUUUUUGGGUGCCCUUAGAAGAUCUCAACAAUACUAGGACAUCAAGAGACGUCGCUAGUAGUACGUAGACGGCAUAACAGUGAACUAUGGUGGCUAUCUGAGGGUUGAAAAGGUCAUGAAAUGCUGCUAUGAAAUUGAAAAUCAGCUACGCAGGAGUUAGAUUCACAGUUGGACGUCAAUGUAGACAGAAUAGAUUUUGAAAUCCAAAUCCACCAGAAAUCUUUCUUGAUUUAUUAUAAAUGAAGUUUCAACUUGUAUGGAUGCUUAUGUUUCCUAGACAUUCGAAAUCGUUUUACUAGUUUGUCUUUGUCCUGCUGUAAUUACCUUAGACAUUAGCUGAGAGAUGGCCAAGUCAUUAUUUACACUGAAUUUGAUUUCACUUACCUUAGCCUGGUUUCUUCAUUGCUUUCUCGAUCUUGUCGUUAGUCAAACCUAACAUGUGUUGCACUAUGUGAAUCAAGAAAAACGCUCCACAGAAAGUUCAAAUGUAAUCCAAAGGAAAAACCUUCAGUGAUGAUGAUACAACAGUAACAGGAGGAUCCUAUUUUACAGCUAGAAAAUGAAUUGGCCUGGCUCUGACCCUUCACUCAUUGUCAAUCCUUAUCUCUGCUGCCACUUUUAGGGUGUGGGGGGACAACUGGUGAUUUUUGUUUUCACAGUCAUGCGUUAGGAACCGCUAGCUUUACUUGUUGGCAGAUGAGAUAUUUACUUCAGCUGGAAGAUUCCUAUUUUGUUCCUUGAUUCUUGUUGGCUUGAGCUUGAGAGUUGAGACAAUAACCAUCAACUCAUUUUAAAAUUUACAUCAGAAACACAAAAUCCUGAAGAAGUAGAAUGACUUGGACUUCCUUAUUUCAAUUAGAUCAGUUGUUUUGGAACAGAACUUUUUGUAAGCAGCUCUUCUCUAAGCACUUUGUGUGUGUUUAACCCAAUGCUGAACUUUGGCGAGGUUCCUUUACUAUAUGUGGGAAAUUUGUGACAUGUAAUGCUCAAACAUAGCGAAGGAAAAAAAAUAAAAAACUCAGAGGUUUCUGCAUAUUGUA